CCCUCUUAGCCCUCUAUUCUCCAAUUCUUCCUUACCAUUCUCUCUUUCUUUCUAUUUCUCCACUUAAGGCUAGCUAGGUUUCUUGGGCUACUGUAACCAUGGAUACCGAAAACAAAUUUAGUCAUGGUGCCAUGGAUGGUGUGGAGAAUAGAAGAGCAAAGGAAGGAAGAGCUUGGAGGAUUAGUUUCUUUCUUCUAAGAGUUAUGGCCUUGGUGCUAACUUUGGCUGCUUGUAUAGUUCUUGGGGUUAAUAAGCAGAGCACAGUUGCCCAAAUUCAGGCUGUGGAUGGCUUGCCACCUUUACGUGUUCCUGUUACUGCUAAGUGGCAUUAUCUCUCUGCCUUUGUGUUCUUUGUGGUAUCAAAUGCCAUAGCUUGCGCAUAUGCAGCAGUGUCUCUACUCCUUUCUUUUAGUAGGAAGAAAAGCUUGGUGCCUAUUACCAUAAUUCUAGACCUAUUGGCGGUGGCCUUGCUAUUUUCCGGCAACGGAGCAGCUUUAGCUGUUGGAGUUUUAGGAUACAAAGGGAAUUCACAUGUGAGGUGGAACAAAGUGUGCAACGUGUUUGGGAGAUUCUGCAACCAAGUAGCAGCUGCUAUUGCCCUCUCCUUGGUUGGUUCAAUAGUUUUUGUGUUGCUGGUUAUGCUUGCUGCUCUUCGCCUUCAUAAGAAAUCUAAAUGAAAUGGAACGGAUUUGGACCCUAUUGGUAACAGAGGUCUUUUGUAAUUUCUAUCCAUGUAUCUGAAGCUGCUUAUUUAAUUUUUUUUAACCUCAAUAAAAUGCAAGUUAAUUACUAGUUCUACAUUUAA
This is a messenger RNA of Hevea brasiliensis (rubber tree), 805 nucleotides long. RefSeq names its product CASP-like protein 1E1. Bases 99 to 677 code for a protein of 192 amino acids. The transcript is spliced from 2 exons. Lineage: Eukaryota; Viridiplantae; Streptophyta; Magnoliopsida; Malpighiales; Euphorbiaceae. The record is from RefSeq and is a predicted model, not a curated record.